Molecule: messenger RNA, 549 nt
Organism: Mytilus trossulus (common blue mussel)
Lineage: Eukaryota; Metazoa; Mollusca; Bivalvia; Mytilida; Mytilidae
Product: complement C1q-like protein 4
Exons: 2
Coding region: 1-549 (182 amino acids)
Molecular function (GO): protein binding
Source: RefSeq, a predicted model, not a curated record
AUGUCUCUAACAAGCAUGUUGAUUUCUUGGAUUGUUGUCUUUUAUAUGGUAACCUUUGCAGACGCGACGACCUCGUGCCGAACAGCAGACGGUCAGUAUGAUGUCACUGUGAAAUACCGUGGUAAAAGAGGUACAGAAAAUCCUAAAUCGAGAGUAAUUGCAUUUUACGCCUUCAUGUCGAAACCAAUCAUGAGCCCGGGCAUUGGUCACCGACUGGUAUUUGAUGUAGUAAAGACAAAUCAAGGUGGAGGAUAUAAUAGCCAUACAGGUGUUUUUGUCUGUCCAAGGACUGGAACAUACGUUUUCGCGUGGGUUGUGAGACUUGGUUCUGCAUAUCAAUCCUUUGAGUUGAUGGUUAAUAACUCCGUGUAUGGAUCAACCUACCUUUAUAAUAGCAAAACCCGCGCCAGUGUCACUGGUACAGUUGUUGCGCAUGUGACGGAGGGCGAGAGCGUUUACAUUCGUAUGCACUCUUCCCACAAAGGUACGGGUGUACUAAAUAGUAAUGAACACGGAAGAACAACAUUUUCUGGAUGGUUACUGAACUAG